Macrosiphum euphorbiae (potato aphid) is the source of this 279-nucleotide messenger RNA. Lineage: Eukaryota; Metazoa; Arthropoda; Insecta; Hemiptera; Aphididae. The record is from the annotation of a GenBank genome assembly.
AUGGUACAAGUUAUAAACCUAACAAAAGCAUGGGUGAAAACAAAUCCAAAUGUAAAGGCACUUAAUGAUACUGUAUCAAGGUUCAUCAUUCAAGGUUGCUAUGCCUAUUCUAUUGUCCAGGAGCCUGCAUUUUUGGAACUUAUGAAAAAAGCUGAACCAAGGUAUAUUGUUCCAUCGAGGAAAUCUUUUUCUCAGUAUCAUAUACCGAACGCUUUUGAAAAAUCGGUUAAUCAUGUUAAAAGUAUAAUUGAUAAUGAAUGUAAAAGUGCUAGUUCCUGA